UACUCGUUCGGCAAGCACGCGGAAACAGCUGAGUUUCGUUAUGCACAUAAAUGCGAUUCGCUGAGUGCGCAGUAGUGCUAAAAUAGUGACGUCUGCUUUCCAUAACUGGGACGGCAACAGAAUAUUGAGUAAAAAAAUUGCAACCCGUCGAUUCGGCUUCAGUUUUUGUAUUGUGAUUUGGACAUUAAACAGUUUUUUGUCAUUCGAUGGUGGCUUGUGAUAUGAAAACAGAAAAGCAAAUCGGUGUGGCCAGUUGUGAUGGACAGUGAAUGAUAAAUCAGGAGGAAAAUAUUUUCGCACUAUCUACCAUGAUGUAUAAAGAUCAACUAUCUACCGUGCACAAACGCUGCUCGCGUUACUGCUUCUCGAGCAUGGUUCAAGAUAACAUGUGAAUACAGGUGCUAAAAGUCCUGAUAAUGUUUAAAAAUAAUACCUAGUGAAAAACACAGAAUCUCUGUGAAAUAGUUACACAUUUGUUGUCUGGUAUAUCAAGCUGAAAAGUGGUUGCACAAGAGAAAGGAAGAAAAAAUGGAAACCCACCUGGCUGGUGGAGGUACCGCGGUGACCAUGGCAAAUAAAUCCCUGAUGGCCACACUAGCACCGAGUGCACUGAAUAGCAGUAGCUGGGUCACAGGCGCUGCCGUACACCUGCUAGAAAGUGACCAUGACGACGAACAGAAAACUAUCUCAAUGGAUAAUCUAUACCCGGCACUGGUACAGUGCUUUGCCAUCAUUAUUUGUGGGUACCUCGCCGGUCGGCUAAACAUUAUCUCCAACACUGAGGCCAAAGGUCUCAACACAUUUGUCGGCACGUUUGCCCUCCCUUCGGUCAUUUUUCUGUCGCUAGCGGAGCUGAACUGGAGCACGGUUAAUUGGAACUUUUUGCUAGCGAUUUUGAUUUCCAAGACUGUAGUCUUUCUCGCGGUGGCGGUCAUCUCUCUGCUGGUGGCACGACCUACCAACUAUGGCCGGGCUGGAUUGCUGGCCAUCUUUUGCACCCAGAGCAAUGACUUCGCGAUUGGAUUUCCCAUCGUGACGGCGUUGUACUCGAAAAUUCAUCCGGAGUAUGCAUCGUACAUUUAUCUGCUGGCUCCAAUCUCACUGGCGGUUUUAAACCCGAUCGGAUAUGUGUUGAUGGAAAUUUCCAAAAUUAAAGCGAAAUCGACAGAAAAUGAGGCACUUGCUACCCGUCGUUCCUCGUUGCCGCCCUGCUCACAGCUAUCGGAUUCCAAUGGUUCCAGCCGCAGCCUGCUGAAAGGCAAAGUUCUAGUCAUCAUAAAAACCAUUGAAUCCGUAUUUUUUAACCCGGUGCUACUGAUGACCGUUCUGGGAGUAGUUGGCGGACAAAUAUUUCGCAACGGUCUUCCAGUUGUACUCUCCAGCAUCUUGCAGGUGUUGGGGAAUUCUUUCUCCGCCACGGCUCUUUUUCUACUGGGACUACGCAUGGUUGGCAAUGCAUCCACGCUACAAGGUCCCGGUUUCAUUCUGCCGGGAAUUCUAAUUAUAGUAAAACUACUCGUGCUACCGUUGGUAACGCGCCAAACAGUGAACAUUAUGAACGCUGGAGCUAAUUUCUCCGAAACAACUGACCUCAGCACUUUUGGAUUUCUAUACGGAACAUUCCCUGCUGCGCCGGGAGUGUUUGUUAUCGCCUCACAGUACAAUCAGGAUGUGGACCUGAUCGCUUGCAGUAUGGUUGCCUCGACCUUCAUUAGCGCUCCGCUGAUGUUUAUAUCGGCUAAGAUGAUCACCAUCACCAACCUGAAGCCGUCCGAUUACCUAAACGAGCUGGACAAGUUUUCCUUUGACAUCAGUAUCGUGGCCAUUUGCUGCUCGGUGUGGAUGCUGCUGCUGUUUGCGUUUACCCGUCGCAUUCGCAAAAUGCCACAUCGGGUGACAAGCUGUUUGAUCAUAUCACAGCUGAUCUGCAACGUCGGUGUGAUCAUGUGGUCCUCGUUCGAACAGAACAGCGGCUGGAAGAUGUACUUGCAGUUCUAUUUUUUCACAAUCGGAUGUUACAGCAGUCGCCUCUGGACCGCCUUUCUGGCAAUUACGAUUUUGUUUCUGCAGUGUCGCAGUCUGUGUUUCGUACUUAAGUUGUGGCCUCUGUUUAUCGCCGCAGCCUGGGGCUUACCGACGUUAAUAGUAUCUUUACUAUUUUUAUUAGACACCAAGAACAUUACCCCAACCGAAAAACGCAAUCCGAGCUUUCAGUACGGUAACGCACAGGCUGCGAUCGCCGUGUUUCUGCUAGUCAUGUGUUUCAUCGUCACAGUUGGUUGUUUGAUUUUACAUCAGCGCUUUAAGAAGCGACACGAGAAGUAUCUAACCCUGUCCAGGGAAGUCUCCUCACCGGACACGGACAGCAGUACAAUGGGUUCAAGCUCGGUAGCAAAUCUGAUUCAGGAGGAAUUGAGCAACGGCUGCGCGGGUGGAGUUUCGGGAACAACGGUGCACCGACGCAGGCCUUCGUUGACAUCAAGUGAUGAUGAGAUUUUACGGGGAGGAAAUGCUCAAUCGGGCAAUUGCGGAGGAAGUAGCGGUUGCUGCACUAACCAAAAUACCAUUCGAACUGUGGUCGAUAUUGAAGAUUUGAUUACACAACAAAGCGUAAACGAUGAUGUUGAUAACGACGAAGUAACCCCUGCCAAUGGAAUGUGCUCGGCUCAGUUCAAUUGCCCGUCGGCUUCUAAACAGCAAUGCCAAUCACUAAUUGAUCGGUAUCGCGAACACGCCAGUGACGGAUUAGAGCCGCUGGAAGUGGAUAAUGCUGCCGAUGCGCAUCAAACUCUCAAACACAUGGUCUUGCUGAUCCUGUUGCUUUGCUCCAUGUUCGUAGGUCUCGCCCUUUCGGUGUGGACUUUGAUCAUGGAGGGAAUGUCCGGCAUCUACGUUGAGCUAACGUUCCUAGAUGCGUUCCUCAACUUCGGACAAAGCAUCAUCGUCCUAGCGGUGUUUAUAACUGACACGGGAGAACUGCUGCUGCCGUUGAUGAAAUUCUGGCGUAAGAUUUGGUAUGGAGCCAACAUGCUGCAGCUGCCGAUUUGGAGCGAUAUAAGUGCUGAGACGCGACACAUUUGUGACCAAUUCACGACGCAUCAUUUGGACAAUUGCCGAAGGACUAUUGCCAAGGAUAAAAGAUGGCGUAUUAAAAUCUACAAGAAAGUUUUCUACGGCAGUGCUUUCGUCGACUGGCUAUUAGAGUUGGGCUUGGCCAAAGAUCGUUUGGACGCGACCCAUUACGCACGCCGACUGGUGGACGGUCGCGUCCUGCGGCAUAUCAAUAAUGUUUACCAUUUCCACGACCGCAAUCUGCUGUACACGUUCUGCGAUCGUUUAUAAAUUUACUGGAUUUUAUUACCUUGAUUUCGUAGUUUGUAAAAACUAUCCUUUGCACUCGAUCUGAAGUGCUCUGCUUGCUAUCGCACCGGCAGCCAGUAUUUCUAGAAAGUUUUCGAAUAUGAGAGUGCUACUCCCAAAACUUUCUAGAUGUAAUUUGUGUGGAUAGUGUGCCGAGCACUGUGGAAGUACUGUUAUACCAAAAACAAUCGACGAAGCUGGAAAAUAUUGUGAUUACUAGUUUUUGUAUGAAAUUUAACCUUAUAUAAGUUAGUCCUGUUUCGGGUUAGUAUUUGUUAUUUUAAAGUAUUUAUUGCCCAAAGCUGAAUUACUUCAUGAAGAAGAAAAAAAGCAACAACUGUAAAUGUGACAAAGUUACAAUUUGUCCAAUAAGUGUGUGAUGCGAUGUAAAAAUUUAACAGCAGCCUUCAAAAAGAGCGUAUCUACUAGUUAAGUAAAGCUUGCCUAAAGGUUCUCAAGACAAAUAAAAUACCUGCAAUGUUUUUAGUCAUUCUAUCAUCAAAACUUUAUAUUAGAGAAGUUAUAAAUGAAUAUAUUUUAAGGCAAUUGA
Messenger RNA from Wyeomyia smithii (pitcher-plant mosquito), 3910 nucleotides. RefSeq names its product integral membrane protein GPR155 (gene anchor). Gene Ontology annotation, biological process: intracellular signal transduction; transmembrane transport. NCBI's taxonomy places the organism in Eukaryota, Metazoa, Arthropoda, Insecta, Diptera, Culicidae. The transcript is spliced from 8 exons. The record is from RefSeq and is a predicted model, not a curated record. The coding region runs from base 529 to 3342 and encodes 937 amino acids. Gene Ontology annotation, cellular component: membrane.